CAUACUGUCGUCACGUACUGUUAGUGCUUAUUAAAACCAGCUUUAAAUUCGUAGUUUAUAAAUAGAUUUCUAAGUAAUUUUGUAAAAUAAAAAUUCAUCGUGUGUAAUGUGUGAUGGAUCAACGUAGCCUGUUUAAGAUUUUUACUCUAAUUUAACCACAAUUGAGCCAGUUGUUGUGGGGAAGCCUUAGAUAAGCGUUAGUUUUUUAUAUUUAUUAAAACAUACAUACAUUUUUAUACAACAGUUUUAUUUUUGUCUCAAAAUUCCAAUAAGUUGUAAGGGUUUUAGAAUUUUGUGUUAUAUAAAAUGAGAUACUUAAAUGUAUAUCAGGCAUUUAUACAUAUAGGUAUGUAUCCUCUGUAUUUUUUUUGUACAGUUACCAUAAUUCUUUCUUUUUACAUCAUAAGUACAAAACUGAUAAUUGUUUAUGUUAAACAUAUUUUGUAUCUGUAGGUAGGUUAUACAUUUAAGUUUGUUUAAAAAUGUUGUCAUCAAACAUAUCUGAACGGUUAAUUAAAGUUUGAUUCUUUUUAAUCUUUUUUACUUAGACUUAUUGUAUUAACCAAAAAGCUAAAUCAAAGCUAAAUCUUGUUGGUGGUGUGUUAUUGCAGAUUUUUUUAAUAGUUUAAGAAAAGUACAAAGUGAAAGAAAAUCUCUAAUAAAAUUAAUCUUAAUUGUAAAAUAGACACAGCGACCCCGAUAGGACUGUUAUUAUUUUUCCCCACUCAAGAAACAAACGAGUAUGUACGCCACUGACAAUAUUAUCAUGUUUUGACAGUUUGCUGGUUUUACUAUUUAUUUACCUGCACAGAAGCACUACAAGAAUUUAUUGUCCAAAAAAUGGAAAAGUUUGCGAAACACUGCCGAAUCUGUAUUAAAGAGACAAAAAACGGUGUGUAUUUAUUUGACGCAACGAUUUCAGACAGUGAAACCUACAUUGUGGAUUUUUUACGCCAAAUAACAAAUUUGGAGAUAACUGAAGACGAUGGCCUUACGAAUAUUUUAUGCUCUACAUGUGUUACAAAAAUUUUUGACUGUUUUGAUUUAGUCCAGAUAUGUAUUUCUUCAGAUGCUAUUCUUAGGAAUGCGAAGAAAGAGUUGGUUGAAGUUUUGGAUACGAAGUGUGAUUUAAAGAACCAAAGUAGUGAUCUAAUCAACUCAGAAGAAGACCUUAAUUUGUCGAAAGAUGGUGUAUUUGAAUGUAGCAUAUGUAAAUUGACUUUCAGCAAUAAAACUAGCCUCAAUAAGCAUAAUAAAAGCACUCACAAGGAUGGCAAUCCUUUCAAAUGUGAUCAGUGUUCCCAAUCAUUCCCGAAAAAGAUGCACUUGAAUGUCCACCAACGAUCACAUGCCAAAGACGAAGAUAAGAAAUUUUUUUGUAAAAACUGUAACAAACAAUUCAUGUAUGAAUAUUUAUUAAAACAGCAUCAGUACAAGCAUACCGAUGAGAAACCUUUCCCAUGCAAAGUCUGUAAUAGAGGGUGCCUUACAGCAGAAAGCUUACGACGACAUAUGAGAAUCCAUGAUACAAAUUACGUGAAAAAGAAACACUCGUGUGAUAUUUGCAACAAAGAAUUCCCCUAUCCCAGUUUUCUAGCUGAACAUAUGAAAAAUCACACUGGGGAAAAACCACACUUGUGUUCCACAUGUGGUAAGGGUUUUCGCCAAAGCGGGGCCCUUCAUUACCACCAGAGGAUCCACACUGGUGACAAAAAAUUCGUUUGUACAAUUUGUAAUGGACGUUUCAUGUCUCAAAGUGUUCUAAAAGUGCAUAUGAGGAAACACACAAAUGAGAGGCCUUAUGUUUGUCAUAUUUGUGGUAUGGCGUUUCGACAAUCAACAGAUAUGAAAAGUCACCAGAGGACCCACAGUGGCGAUAAACCUGUGUUAUGCAAUAUUUGUGGCAAGCGAAUGUCAACUACCGGCCAAUUAACCAUCCAUAUCAGAUCUCACACUGGUGAAAAGCCAUUUUCUUGCUCAAAUUGCCCCAAAGCGUUUACGUCUAGGGCGUUGUUGGUCAAACAUGAACGAAUACAUACUGGAGAGCGGCCUUAUGGAUGUAAUGUUUGCGGCAAAGCGUUCAACCAAAGUGGGACUUUAAGGACACACCGGAAGACUCAUGAAUGUGAUAAGAAAAGAAGGAAAAGUGAAAAACAAAAAGAAAAAUAUACCGAAGUUAUGGAGGAUAAGGCCUACCAAAAUACUGAAGCUCUAUUUUUUAAGAACGAAUUUGUCAAUUUGGAAACAGAAGUCGUUACUGAUGAGUUUAUUGGAAAUAAUGUUCAGGAUAUCGAAGUGAAGACGAGUGAUGGGUGUGUGAAUAAGACUCAGGUGACGCUUAUUCUGCCCGCGCCUAUACCAUUGUUGCAUAAUCUGUAACAUAUAAUCGGAUAGAUUUUUGUAAAUAAAAUAAACAAAAAUAAAAGCUAUUUUUACACAUGAAUGAAAAUA
This is a messenger RNA of Tribolium madens (black flour beetle), 2451 nucleotides long. RefSeq names its product zinc finger protein OZF-like. The transcript is spliced from 4 exons. Gene Ontology annotation, cellular component: nucleus. Gene Ontology annotation, biological process: regulation of transcription by RNA polymerase II. The coding region runs from base 841 to 2379 and encodes 512 amino acids. Gene Ontology annotation, molecular function: DNA-binding transcription factor activity, RNA polymerase II-specific; RNA polymerase II transcription regulatory region sequence-specific DNA binding; zinc ion binding. NCBI's taxonomy places the organism in Eukaryota, Metazoa, Arthropoda, Insecta, Coleoptera, Tenebrionidae. The record is from RefSeq and is a predicted model, not a curated record.